Triplophysa rosa is the source of this 7462-nucleotide messenger RNA. Its product is annotated as probable G-protein coupled receptor 21. The record is from RefSeq and is a predicted model, not a curated record. Gene Ontology annotation, biological process: G protein-coupled receptor signaling pathway. Bases 745 to 1773 code for a protein of 342 amino acids. Lineage: Eukaryota; Metazoa; Chordata; Actinopteri; Cypriniformes; Nemacheilidae. Gene Ontology annotation, molecular function: G protein-coupled receptor activity. The transcript has a single exon. Gene Ontology annotation, cellular component: membrane.
AGUGCCACAGACGGGAGAGAGAGAGGCUGCUUUCUGCAUCACACCACUCUAUCCCUCAUUUACAUUCCAGACGCUCGCUCCUCUCCGGAGAGCUCCCUUCUCUGUUUGAAAUGCCAAUCACCACUGGCUGUACCUUCAUCCUCGAUCACGCACACAUCCUCCGUGCAAAUGUGAGGGAGCUGGGAGCACGACACGUGAUGAGGAGAUUCCCCACUUUUCGUCCGAGCGACGACUGAAGUUGCUGCACAGAUAUCCGACUCUGGAAUUCGGCCUUUUUGAGAUGUAUAGGAAUAAACAACUGGACUCUGUUUUUGUGAGGGUACUCCUGUGCUGACAUCGGACUACUAACCGUUACUCGGAACUACUGAAGGAUUUCCUUUUAUUUUUCUUUGUGGACGUCCUGUGCCUGCAACUGGCCGCUCAGCUGUGCUUCGUCCUGGUAAGACAGGACUGAUAGAGGAAGAGUGUGUGUGUAUGUCCUGUACCGCUGCCGUUUCCUCCGGAGUUUAAGCUUGACUCACUACCUGCUGCCACCGGUUAGACUCUCCGUAGGAUUCUGUCAUCGCACGUGUGGGGGCGUUAUUUAAAGGAUUUCUGCAGAGCGGUGGCUCAAGUACUGCUGAUAUGCCAGGCACCUGGCAUGGACACCUUCCCCGUGUCUAUCAGGGGCAGCCUUACCGCGGCCAGCAUUUGCUGAGUUAGGCCCCCAAGGAACUACCACCCUAACUGUGCACCCUCAACAAGAUGAACGGAACUGAGUUGAACCAAAGCACAGAACCCUUCUGCCUGCUGAACAUUGGCUACUCCCAGAUCUUCAACACCUGCUUGCUGGAAUUAGCAGUUAUUCUCUUUUUGACAGUGCUCAUCAUCUCCGGGAACUUGGUGGUUAUGUUUGUAUUCCAUUGCGCUCCAUUGCUCAGCCAUCAUACUACUAGCUCCUUCAUACAGACGAUGGCGUACGCAGACUUCCUGGUCGGGGUCAGCUGUCUCAUCCCUUCACUGUCUCUCCUGUACCACCUGGAGGGUUUGAACGAGGAACUCACCUGCAUGGUCUUUAGCUACAUGGUCUGCGUUUUGAAGAGCGUCUCCAUGGCCUCACUGGCAUGCAUUAGUGUCGACCGUUAUGUUGCUAUCACCCGGCCUCUUUCCUACGCAGCUCUCGUCACACCUUGCCGACUUCGCACCUGCAUUGCCCUCAUUUGGCUAUACUCCGCGCUCAUCUUUCUGCCUACUUUUUUUGGUUGGGGCAAGCCGGGAUACCACGGUGAUGUCUUCAGGUGGUGUUCCUCCUGGGACACUCAGCCCCUCUUUACCGCCUUUAUUGUCGCAGCCCUCUAUGCACCGGCUGCUUUUACCGUUUGCUUCACCUACGCUCACAUCUUCCGGAUCUGUCGGCAACAUACUCGGCAAAUCAGUGAGCGGAGAGCACGCUUCGGCCCGCAGGAGCCUGAGCCGGGUGAGCAAGCAUGUACGGACAAACGCUACGCUACCGUGCUCUUCCGCAUCACUAGUGUGUUUUAUCUGCUUUGGCUACCCUACAUCAUCUACUUUUUAUUGGAGAGCGCUGGGAUAUACCACCAUGCCGUUGCAUCGUUUCUGACCACAUGGCUGGCCAUCAGCAAUAGUUUUUGCAACUGCCUCAUCUACAGCCUGUCAAACAGCGCCUUCCGCAAGGGCCUCAAGCGCCUCUGUCUUCUUUGUCUGCAACGUACGGACACCAAGAAGCCCCUGGGAGAUCCACAGGGCCUUCAGCGCCCUGCCUGCCAUGUGUAGUUCUUUCUGUUGGCAAAAGAAGUGAUGGCAAGUGUUUUGUCAAGUUAAAACGGAUACUGAAGAUUUGCAUCUGCGUCCGUAUACCGUCCCGGUUUGUCAGGGCGUUUUGAAUGAGGCAGGACCACGAGUUUGGUUUGCCUGUAUGUUGCAGGAUAACAUUCGAGGGAGAAGCCGACCGCUGGCCUGGGUAACUGGAGAUAAAGUGGACAGUUAUGUGAAAGUGGGCUGCUCUUAUUGUUCCAGAGCUGUCAGGAGUUGAGUUGAUGAUAGGAUAUGUAAUGCGGAAGGAUGAAAAUCUCAUUCCAUGAGACAGAAUUGUGUUUUAAAACAUUUUCAGGUUACAACAAAGUAAAUUCUGAAAUUUAGGCCACAGUGCUGUUUUAGAGACCGGAUAAAGUUGAGCUCAUUACUUUCCAUCUUAAUUUAGCUGAUCUGUAGAUUCUGUGGUUUGAUUUUAUCGGCCUUUGUGCACUGUUGACUUUUAGUUAUGCUUACGUGGUCAGCAUAGGGGGAAUGAAUAGCUUGUGUUUUCCCUCCCAGCUGUUUAAAUGCAGGUACAAAGAAUGAGUCCUGCUAGACUAGAACCGUGAACAUUAUUUGCAAGAUAUUAAAAAUCUUCCAUACUCUGCAUCUGAAUCCCAGCCUUUGACCUGGUUUCAGACUCUUUAACUGACUCUUUUUUUGUAAUAUACCCAAAUUUCUUUCCACGUAAUUUCCGAGGAUAAUCUGAUCACGACCCUGCUCCCAGUGGAGGAAUGUGUUUGUUAGAUCAGCAGUGAUUUUUGUCUCGGGGCCAGCUAUGAGUCUUGACCUUCAGCAAUCCGAAUUAACGUUUCUUAAAAGCUCUUUUCCCAAAGACCUGAAUUAUACCCUUCAGCGAUGUCGCAAUGACACAGCCUUCCCAUUUUAUGCUUGUUUAAUGCCAUGGAGGGAUUACAUAACCGUGCCGCUGGUCAGAGGACAUCAUCCUUAUAAAACACGUUAAAACAACAGCAAACAGACUCCCCAUUCUGCCUGACGUAUUAUAAACCCUUGAAUGGACAUGAGAUUAACUUUCUUGCUAAAAGAUAAAAAAGUCCUUUGAGGAUUGUGGGGGAUUUGACUUUGAUCUCAGUUUAAUUGUUUUGCCUACUGGACGGAGUGACUUUUUGACAUGACCUCUGCCCUGAAAUGUCCGUCCUGUGGAAAUAUCUGCCCGUGCUUAGUUUACUCGCAUGGGUUGCAGGGAGUUUUAGUGGAUUGGGUAACAUCUGUGCAAACGCAUUAAGAGAAUCUCACUUAAAAUGUCACAUUAUGUAGUUCAGCACACCACGCAAACAACAUGAUCCAAACAGCUGUCAACAGACCCUUAAGAUGCUCAGCUCUGCAGUGUUCAAAGUUGCUUGGAUUGGGUCUCAAGGUGGAUUUGGACCAUGCGCCAGGGUGAAAACUACUGAAACGACGUCAGAUGUCGGAGAGGUCAACGCUUCUUGCAUGUACAUAGUUUUUAAAGACAGAUUAGCAAAAAAAGACUCUUAUUGCGCUGUGAUAUUUGUGUCUAUGACGCUUAAAAAAGACAUUCUGUGUAUAACGCACGUGUUGAGGUGCCAAGAAAAUAGAGGGCAAAUUAUGCUCUUUUUCAUUCUUUGACUGUGAUUAUGAAUUUAUUUUUUGGACGGUACUGUUAAAUAUCGGUUCUUACGCAGAGAUAGCUUUGUUCUUAUAGCUGACCAAAGUAACAAUAUUUAUGUUUUUAAUCAUUCUUUUUAUUCUUAAACAUAUACAGGAACCACACAAUCAAAAUACUUGUUUUGAAAAUUCAUAUAUAUUUAAUUGUAUUUCGUGUAAUUAUAUUCAUGGGGAUGACCUUAACCGUCCCUUCAAAUGAACAUUGGGGAGGAUUAUGUGUUGUAUCCCAUAAUAGAAGCGUUUUGUUAGACACUAUGAGAAAAAGGACCUAAUUUGAUCACUCAGUUUACUGUAAAAAAAUUAUCUAUUUUUAUGCUAAUGUCUGAAUUGCCUAUAGACUUGUCUGUGUCUCUUAUGAAGUGUUGAGCCUUUGAUAAGUGAUGUGAUGAUAGUCAGAACCGCUUCUGAGCUGCCGUGUCGUGACAGGGCGCUGUGCAAUACUACCAUUGAUUAGAGAGAAUACAUCGCACACAAUAGAAAAAGGGCUUUUAUGUUCUCUAAGUGUCCCAGCUGUGUUCUGUAAUGUAGAUCUUGAUCUGACGGCCUCUGGCCCUGCACUGUUUUUAAACCAGAGCUGAAAGAUUUUGUGGAGUUCAUCCAUUCUGACGCCGCUCUGGACUACUUGAAGCAUAGAUGAUCUUCUCAUUUGCUUUACUCACCAAAAACAUUCAGAAUAAAUGCCCAAGAUUUUGAUGGCCAUGCUUUAGUGGCUGCCUCCAAAAUGUUGUACUAGAGAUGUUAAAAACGACGUAUUUCCAAAUAGUCUAUAGACUGAAGGGCUAGUCUGGUUUUGGGUUUACCUGACCCCAAUCGGACCUGUUUUUUUGUUCAGCAACAGUGAUGGAGCACAACAGAAUUGAACCGAAUGCAGGGGUCAAAGUUUGAAAAAUUCAUGACAAAAAAUAACUUUUGUCUGGGUGUGUUUGACAUAUGGUGGUUUAAAAUUGGACGAAUUUAGACAUUGAAAAGGUUUUUAUAUGUGAAAUGUCUGAAAGCUACAGCACACAACUGUCAGCAUGCUAUUAAAGCACUGCCACUAAAGAUGCAAAAAAUUACAAAUAAAUAAUAAUAAUUAUUAAUGAUUAAAACAAAAUCCCUAUGUUAUGAUAUAUAACAGAAGUUCCUAUAUUACAAGAUUUAAAAUGGUGGAAUUUUAAAAGACUGCUAUUCUAAUUUCAUUCCUGUUUGACCUCUUAAAGAGAUCGUUCACCCAAAAACAAAAAUAUUUUAUCAUUUAUUACCCUUUUGGCAUUGUCAAACCUGUUUAACUUUCUUUCUUCUGUAGAACACAAUAGAACAUUGGCCCUCAUUGACUUCCAUUGUAUGGACACAACCCACAGAAACAUCUUGUUUUGUGUUCCACAGAAGGAAGAGUCAAUGAUAUUAAUAUUAACAAGAUGCGCCUCCGUCGAAUGGCGAGGAAUGCAAAGCUCAAUAUGGCCGCUCUAGCGAAGGAAGUCCCCGCCGUCCAGUAAAACGAGCCAAUCGUAAAUCAGUAAUGACUGACGAUUCUCUGGGGCGAGCUCUCGUGAGGCACUUGCCAGCCUGUGCGCAAGCACAGUAGAUGAGACGACAACGAAAAAGGUGAUUUGUAGCGCAAUUUAAGCUUAGCAAACCAAAGUCAUGAUACAGUUCAUGUCAUGUUUAGUUAUUGAUCGAAAAAUAUGCCGUUUAAUUUGCCAGCGAUUUUAGAAAUAUCUGCCUUACACCAUUCAAGUAGAUUGGACUGUGGACUAGCUAUGACGUAAAUAGCUGCCCAGAGGCGUUGCAAACAUGGCCGCCGAUUGGAACGACUUCCGUAAACGAACUUUGGUCAUAUACAGGUCUUGAACUACAUGAGGGUGAAUAAAUGACAGAAAUUUUAUUUUGGGCGUUCCACAAAAUAUUGUAUGCGUUCUAUAACAUAUUGCGACUGUUGUUGGAUUUUCUGCUUCAAUUGCGAAAAAAUCCCUUUCUUGCGGCAUGCUAAUCAGUGCAUUGUCAUAUUCUGUAGAUAAUGUAUCUUGCAUAUGUGUUUGAAGGAUGUAGCAAGUGGAUUUGUAUUUAUUUGAAUUUACUACAGAUGCGAUUGUGUUCUUUUUUGUAAUGGAAAUUGAUAAUGAGACUCGAACGAGUGUCUGCAUUGCAUGUUUCGCGUCAUAAUCGAUGGUACUUGUGUCAUGGGUAAAAGAAGGGUAAAGGUUUUUAAUGUUAUUUGAAUCGUAGAACACUGAUGCCAGAGAGCUUUUUGUAUGUUUUUUGUUCUCUCUAUGAUGCCAAGGCAUUUUUUUCUCUUUCCUGUGGGAAACUGGUUAUGUUCUUGAUGUCAAUGUCAAGGCCUAGUGCUCUCAAGAGAAUCAAUCUCCCAUGAUGAUGUUGCUCUCUGCUGUGCCAUAUUAGGAUGCCGGACCCAAGCGGUCCACUGCCAUCGCAGAAAAUGGAGGGCUGAGCUGGAACAGUGUGUGUUUGCUGUCGACGGAACACACAACCCUCCGUGCACACAAACUCACAGCUCUUGAUUGUAGCAGGCGUCUGUGUUGAAUUUAUUCAUGCAUGUUCUAGCAGUCGGUUAAAUCGUCCGGCUCUUUAAUGACGUGCUUAUGAUCUUGGCCUUGUAAGUGGCAAUGAUUUGUAUUUGAUUAACUGGAGAGAAUUGUUUUUUUUUGCCUUUAACCCUUUAACUUAAGUGUCCCGAAUUGUAUUUCGCUUCCUCUUUCUUAUCUGAAGUGAACGUUUCUCACAAGGGUAUGAAAACACUGCUUGGUGUUGAUGAUUAACACUGUUUCGGACAGAAGUUGCUGGGUUGAAAGAAGAUUCUGCUUCUGUUUUUUUUGUUGCAAAAUAUGGUUGUAGCUGAGGUACUGGUGUAGUGUACCGCACAUUUUGUAAAGAUGUCAUGUUUUAGAAAAUAAUUGUCUAUAACAUAUUUAUAUUCUGGUAUAUCUGCACUGAGGAAAUAAAUGUGAUCUCAAUGUGUCUUUUAUCGUGUGUUAUUUAUAUAAAGGAACAUGUUGAGUGAGUUUGUGUUCGUGUACACGUAUGUUUUUUAAUGCAGAUGAAUGUGCUGGUGCCAGCCUAUGACAGUACAUUAAUAGUCUCCUCUUUGCAGGCGGGCAUUGGACGAUAAUUGAACCAGCACAUCACAUGCUCUCACACACACGUUUACACAAAAGUAAUGCAUUGCGAUUGUAUGUGAUAUGGAAUAGGAGCAGUGACGUAACUGUGCAACGUUUACCUUGUAUUUAAGAAAUGAUCCACAACUUCACGCAUGUCAUAAGAGUAGAGUUGGCUCAUGUAAAGUCUUGUUACUUAUUGAAUAAACCUUUGGCACAACUUACCCAAAUAUAUCUGACACUACCCUACAACUACCAUUUUGGAAUUAUUUAACAACUCAUGGCCAAUCAUUGGCGAAGUAUGCAUAGUUUUACAAAUUGGCAAUUUGCUUGCAUGUAUGAUACAGUGUAUGAAGAGUUCAUUUGCAAAAACGGAUCAUCAUUAUUUUUUCAAAAAUCAUGUUUUUAUUGUGCAUUCCAAGUAAUGCUGUAUCAAUCAAACUGCAGUUAGGUUGUUUUGAUUAAGUAAUAAUAACUAAAAAAAAAUACAGCUAACAAACACAAUAAAAAACACCAUAACGUACUGAAAAACAUGAUUUUUUAAACAGGUUUUUAAAAUGUUAUCUGUUUUUGUAUCGAUACAAUUGAGCACCUCAUUUACAUAACACUUGGAGUAUCUGAAACCAUUAAUACCAUCCACACCUGAAGUGACAUUUUAAAAAACAAACAGUACUAAUAUAGAGUUCAUUGUAAGUUGUUGUGUGUUGCCGUCAUGGCUGGGUUAGACAGAAAUUCUUAACAUGGAAAAGAUAUGUUGCGAGUCUUUGUGUCUUGUGUACACACAGUGUAAAUGGAAUCUUGAAAAUAAAAUUUGUGACUAUACAUAACAGUUCCUCGAAUCAGCUGACAUGUGACAGCCUAAGACGUCUUGAAUUUUGUUUAAAUCACUACAAAUCAGACUACAAAUUUAAGAGAAAAUUCUCUUUUAC